AUGUCGGCGAAGCACCGAUUCCAGCAAGGAAGCUUUGAUACAUUAUUGGAAGAUCUCCAAAUUCUCUCAGAUGCGUCUUUUAUAUCGGAUGAAGGCGAGAAACGAACCCCUUCGCCACCUGCCAAAAACACCUUAGGAAAACAGGUGCGCUUUAACUCUGCGAUAGCAAUUGCUUCUGCCCGAUUUGGUGUUUCCAGUCCCGAGCAGCAGGAAUCGUCCAUCAACACUGUUCCAGUUGCCGACAACCGGCAAGUCACUAGUUGUCCUCUACAACCCUCAGUCAGCGUUUUUGUUGACUUGUUGGAAGUAUCAGUAUCCGAAUCAGAGAUCGUUCGUGAGGAGAAGGAGAAGGUAGCUAAUCGUCGCAGACAGCUCAUGGCGGCUCUCAAGAAGUCUGCAAUUGAGGAACCUCUUCCGGAGCCUUGUCCGAUGAAAUUUUUUGAUCUGCAGCAACACGUUUUCCAGUCAGCACGACUUCACAUUACCGGCAUUCCAAAUCUUCUUCCCGAACUGAAUGGUCUCUCUGAUGACCAGGUCACAGAAAUAGGCAACGACUACCGACGAUCUCUUCCUUCUUACUAUUUGUAA
Molecule: messenger RNA, 588 nt
Organism: Dibothriocephalus latus
Lineage: Eukaryota; Metazoa; Platyhelminthes; Cestoda; Diphyllobothriidea; Diphyllobothriidae
Source: the annotation of a GenBank genome assembly